Molecule: messenger RNA, 1783 nt
Organism: Clarias gariepinus (North African catfish)
Lineage: Eukaryota; Metazoa; Chordata; Actinopteri; Siluriformes; Clariidae
Exons: 3
Coding region: 736-1113 (125 amino acids)
Source: RefSeq, a predicted model, not a curated record
UUAUUCACUCCUGGCCAUGAAACCAGCCCUUUUCAGUCCGGGCUCAUGAGCUGUGUGUUGACGCAGAUGUGUCCAGAUGGCUUUGCGCGCUUUUGCAGAACUUCCUCUGUGUGUGUGUGUGUGUGUGUGUGUGUUUCUGGGACAGUCAGAAACGGGUCGGCUUGGAAGAGAGAACAGAGAGGACGGGCUGAGCUUUAAGAGGCCUGUCUUAGCGAUUUGAGGACACGACGUUAGAUGGUCCUCGGAGCGUGCAUGAAUGGGACUGUCGUCUUCUUCCUCCACGAAGCGGGAGCGUGGACAGGAAAUGAGGGGCUCGGCUCUGGUGACUCGGCUGCUGCAGCUGCGCGGCUCGCCUUCUCUCUUCUUCAUCGCUCUGUCCGUGUCUUAAGAGCGACUCGCGGAGACUUUUGUGCAUCUCCGGGCGUCCAAACCAGGCUCUUUUAAAGGAAUAUACGGUCUGCUUCGACAGGAACAAGGUGGUUCUUCAAAUUUGAUCUCUGGGGACAUGAGCUGACACUAGGCUGAGCUGGCUUUUAUGCUUUGCUCUGUGCAAAAUAACCCCCUCUUGUACAGACACACUCAUAGCCACACCUGCACACACUGAGACCUGGUUUUAGCAGCGUGGCGGGCAGUGAGGCUGAGCGUGAUGGCUCAGAGGAGCAGGGCCAUGUGCCUUUGCCCCACAGAGCACUUGUGAGUGUUGGGGUGCUGCUGGUGGCCCUCGGCGUUGUCCUCAUGAUGUUUGCUACAGUGUACACUGGUGCAUUCGGGGCGUCCCUCGCUGCCCUUGGCUUCGGAAUUCUCAUCUACUCCUUCUGCAGAGUGAUGAAGUCCAGCAACCACAACAUGACCAUCCCAGGUCAUUUCCUGCUGCACUCGCGCACCGGCACCCAGUACACAUAUGAGCAAGCCAUCGCUUUGCAGAGGAGGUUGGACAGGAUCCGCAGGGCUUCAGCAGAAGAGCGGCGCACGGCCCAGACGCCCCCUCCAGUACUCCACAGCCUACCUGGAACUCCACCGCCCUGGGACAUGGAGCCUCCGCCAUCCUAUGAGACUGUUAUGAAGACCACCAUGCUCCCACAGACGGCGAUGAUCAUGACUGAGCCCUCCUGACCACCUGAGAACAAUGAUAACCGAUUAAGUGCUAAUGAGCGCUAAGUGCCGAGGACCAGGCUGUAUGGUUUCAGUAUUUCUUGUAAAUCACUCAGGCAAUUUGAAAAACCGUAAGUGACCAUUAGGAGAUCAUCCGAUUCUAUCCAGUAAGUAGUACACAUGCAUUGCCUCAUUCAUUUCUUAAUGUUUGUCAUAUGACUUUUUAUGUCCUAAUAAUACCUACAACAUGCAUUGUUCUUUGCAAAACUGUCUGUUUUUACUUCAGACAUAAAAAUUCCCAGCAGAGUAGACUAUUCAGACAAUGAUUCAUUAGGACUUACGACUUGCACAAAUGAGGUUUUUUUUUCUUUAACUAACAAAUGGCCAAAAAGUUUAGAGCCGUUACUAAAGCUCUGCUAAAAUUGGAGGAGUCAAUUUUUAUGUUUGAUAAAUGAGCUGAUUGUUUCGUUGUACUUUAUGUGCACAAAUUUCAGGGAGUCCUUUUGGUUCGGUUUCUCCUUCACCACUGGGCAAAAAAAUAUAGGAAGCAGAUUUCCAAAAUAUUUUCUCCUUAUCUUUUUAUAAUGAUGAAGGGAAAUCGUUUAAGAAUGUUUUUUUGUACUUUAAUGCAGGGGUGGAUAAAAGGGGAAAAGUAGUACUCCUCAGGAAAAAAAAAAAAAAAAAACGAAAA